This is a messenger RNA of Lodderomyces parapsilosis, 2766 nucleotides long. RefSeq lists its product as uncharacterized. The record is from RefSeq and is a predicted model, not a curated record. Gene Ontology annotation, molecular function: oligopeptide transmembrane transporter activity. Bases 1 to 2766 code for a protein of 921 amino acids. Lineage: Eukaryota; Fungi; Ascomycota; Pichiomycetes; Serinales; Debaryomycetaceae. The transcript has a single exon. Gene Ontology annotation, biological process: transmembrane transport.
AUGACAGAAAAGGGACACAUAGUUGUUACCAAGUCAGUUCAAUCCACCGACCACGUUCUUGAUGUUGCUGACCACGAAAUCGAUUUACAUGCUAUCCAAUCCCAGGCCAUCUCAGUGGGAGAUGUGGGAACUUCACUCACUGAGUUCCAGAAGCGAUUGAUUUUGAAGAGAAUGAACUUGCACACGAUUGUAGAUCUUGGCCACUUGUCUCCAGUUGCUAUCUUUAUGAUUGAAAAAAUUGCAGGGUUGACAGUUGAAGAAUCAAUCAAGAUUGUAAAGGAGGCAAUUGUUGAUCACGACGAGGAUGUCAAUAUCCCCACUAAUGAAUAUGAUUUUUGGGAAAAGCUAGUUGCGUAUACCAACACACAAAUGGGGGAAGAAGGUUCGUCUGGUUCCACUGUUUCAUUGGAUAAGGAAGUCAGUCACAAGGAGAAAUGGUCUGAAAAGCAAAAAGUUUCGGAAGUUGGCAAAGCUGAUGAGUUGAACCUGGACCAAGAGGAUCAAGACUUUGAUUGUUUUGAAAUUGUUGACUUUAACCUUCAAAUCAGAUUAGAGGCUGCAUUGAUUGCAUAUUAUUCGCCUUAUCCUGAAGUCAGGGCAGUUACAGAGCCAUAUGAUGACUCUUCAAUUCCAUGUGAAACCUUCCGUGUGUACUUGCUUGGUAUAAUCUGGACUUGUUUGGGUACGUUCAUUAACCAAUUCUUUGCAGAAAGACAGCCCACCAUUACCUUGUCAUCAACCGUUGUUCAAUUGUUUUUGUAUCCUUCUGGAAAAGUCGUUGAAAAAAUUUUGCCCAAAAAGGUGGUCAAGCUAGGCAAGUGGCAUGUUGAUUUAAAUCCUGGUCCAUGGAAUCACAAGGAGCAAAUGUUGACAACAAUCUUUUACAGUGUUUCCAGUGGGUUUGCUUAUGUUAGUUACAAUCUUCAUGCACAAAAAGUUGAAAGGUUUUACAAUAACCAAUGGGUUGAUUUUGGGUACCAAAUAUUGCUCACCAUGGCCACCAACUAUCUUGGUAUUGGAUUUGCGGGACUUUUGAGAAGAUUCGCAAUCUAUCCCCACAAGGCUAUCUGGCCAACAAUUUUGCCAAUCAUUGCCUUGAAUAAAGCGUUGGUACAGACUGAAACCAAGGAAAAUAUCCAUGGAUGGACUUUAUCACGAUACAAGUGGUUCUUUUUGGUAUUUACAUUCUCCUUCUGUUACAACUGGAUCCCCACCUACCUUUUCAAUGCCUUGUCCUAUUUCAACUGGCCAACCUGGAUUGCUCCAAAUAACCCAACCUUGGUUGCUAUUACUGGAUCUGCCUCCGGAUUGGGCCUCAACCCAUGGCCAACAUUUGAUUGGAAUAUCUUGAAUUUCAAUGGAUGUUUGAUCUACCCGUUUUAUGCACAACUUAGUCAGUACAUUGGCAUGGUCAUUGGGUUCAUCGUCAUCGCAGCAUUAUGGUUCACCAAUCACAAAUGGACAGGCUAUGUUCCAAUCAACUCCGCCUCAUUAUGGGAUCGUUUUGGAUCAAUUUACUCUGUGGAAAACAUUGUCAAUGAAGAUACAUUAUUUGAUCAAGCAAAGUACGAUCAGGUGGGACCCCCAUACUACUCCGCCGCCAAUUUGGUGGUUUAUGGUGCUUUUAUCGCCAUCUAUCCAUUUUCGAUUGUGUACGAAGUGUUUAUGAAUAGAAAGCCAAUGUGGGCAGCAAUGAAGGGGUUGACCCGAGGAUUCAAAAACUUUAGAGGAUCAGUUUAUGAAGGUUUUAAUGAUCCACACACCAUAAUGAUGAAGAAGUACAAGGAAGUUCCUGACUGGAUAUUUGCUAUCGUGUUGGUGGUUUCAAUUGCAUUGGCAAUCAUUUGUGUUCAGAUUUACCCAGCACAAACACCAGUAUGGGGUAUUUUCUUUGCUGUUGGUAUCAAUUUUGUGUUUCUUAUCCCAUUGACGGCAAUUUAUUCCACCACGGGUUUCUCUUUUGGAUUGAAUGUGUUGGUGCAAUUGAUUGUUGGUUUUGCAUUACCAGGUAACGGUUUGGCUUUGAUGUUUAUCAAGGCAUUUGGUUACAAUAUCAACGGUCAAGCACAAAACUAUAUUUCCGAUCAAAAAAUGGGUCACUACCUCAAGAUCCCACCAAGAGCUGUUUUCAGAACGCAAAUGUUUUCCAUCUUGAUUGCAUCAUUUUUGGGUUUGGCAGUACUCAACUUCCAGAUUGCCAAUAUUGCCAACUACUGUGCUCCAAAUAACACACAAAAGUUUACAUGUCCGGGCGCAACCGUGUUUUACAAUGCUUCAAUUUUGUGGGGUGUCAUUGGCCCUAAAAAGGUGUUUGGUGGGUUAUAUCCUAUCUUGCAAUGGUGUUUCUUGAUUGGAUUUUUGUUAGCAUUCCCAUGCAUUGCAUUCAAAAAGUAUGGUCCUAAAAAGUACACCAAAUACUUUCAACCUACAUUGAUGGUGGGUGGAUUCGUAUUUUAUGCUCCAUACAACUUGUCAUUCUUCACCGGUGGAGUGUACAUUUCGACCAUGUUCAUGUGGUUCUUGAAGAGUAGAUACUUAGCAUGGUGGCAGAAGUACAACUUUGUCUUGUCUGGUGCAAUGGAUGCCGGUGUUGCAUUUAGUGCAAUCAUCAUCUUCUUUGCCGUGCAAUACAAGGACAAAUCUUUGGACUGGUGGGGGAACAAUGUGAUUUGGAGGGGUAUUGAAGGUAUGGGCGGCCAAGGUCGAUUGAAUGCUGCUGAUGCCCCUGAAGGUUACUUUGGAUUGAGACCAAGUCAAUGGCCAUGA